UCAUCACUUUACUUAUUUUACUCCCGUGCGCAGCACAUAAAACUCGUCAGUGAAGUCAUCACGCUUCAUGACGGAUGUCAGCGCUUUUCACUAUUCCAUCACAUGGGCCAGUCUCUUUUCAGCUUGCGGGGAAAGCAGCCAUCAAUUUCAGGACGAAGAUCUACGCCCCAAAAACAUGGGGUUUGCGCAAUGCUGAUCCAAUCGGCCUUUGGGCCAGACACAGCAAACAGCCUACGGUGCGAGAGCACGCGUAUUCGACACACGUGCUUCUAACCAAAGACUCGCGAUAUCUCCUCCAGGUCUUCUCACAAUAGCUCAACGUGUGUGCUAUUUCUGGAUCAUGUGUUGCGCAGAUGGGAUUCUGAAAACACGGUUCAUGACAGCUCGCCGUUUUACAAAUGAAUGUAGCCGUGAAGGAAGAAACAACCCAUUAUGGACUAAUCAUGGUCAACUAGAGCACAAACGGUUGCCCUUGCGGUGACAUCCGCAAGCUAACGAUACGCCUACACGGCAUCUGGGCUUUGCGCGAAUUCUCUGGUCGCCACUUGCGUAGUAUGUCCCUCCUACCGCCAUCACUUCCAUUGAUCCUUCUCCACAGCUUGACAGUUUGCGAGACUGAAUACACACGGAAAAGAUGCUCAUCUAUGCUACCGCAUGCCUUCCUUGCCCCUCUACAAGAUGUCGCAUGUCAAUGUGUUCACAUGCUGUGCCAACGUAAAUGUAUCGGUUCAAGUACUCGGACUCGUCAUGUGUUCCAACGCGAGAUACCUGACGUUGGGCCUCCCGACAGGUAACGGGGUGAAUGCCCGCCAUUGGCCAGUUCACCACAACGACUUCCCAACGUGUGGUUAAAGCCGUGAUUAUAUGUGCAACUAAUGCUCUCGGGUAUAGUAUAUGGCGAUGCCCGUAUACGCGUCGCACGCCCGCUCACCGAAUUUCUUUUCAGUGGUUCUGUGUAAUUUUUGAAUAUCAAUGGCACCAUAUUCGAUGGCGGAACGGCGAACCAAAACAGAACCACCGCCUCGAAAGCGGGCGCUUGUCAGUUGCGAUCGAUGCAAGCUGCGACGAGCAAAAUGUGACCGUCCUGACGGUCCCGAGCAGCCUUGCUUAGACUGCAAAUCAAGUGACGUUGUAUGCGAGUCAACGUUACCCCGGAAGAAAAGGGUAUACGGCAGUGUCGAAACAUUGAGUCUACGAUUUCGAGCAUUAGAAGCAUUGGUCAAAGGCUUGUUUCCCGAGGAGAAUGUCACCGACACGAAUACGCUGUUCAAGAUUGCUGCUUCUAGGACUAUAGCUAUGCCACCGGCGGAUGACUACACUCCCGCGGAGAUAUUCAGUCACCAGAGAGAACUCCCCGGCGUUACGACUCAAGAUGGAACUUCAUUCAGCUACAACUCUCCCGAUACAUCGAGUUCUCAAAGGCAUAACUCUUUACCGGAUGUUACCUCCAGUUUGGCUACUAUGGAAAGGCUAUUUCCGGUAUGUCCCGGAGUGUCUCUCUACUUUGGACCAGGUAGUAGCUUUCAACUUGCAUCAGUUGUUCGCAGCUUAGUGGCUCGCUGUCAAGAUAUUCCCGAAGCAAGACUGCUCCUCAAACGACCGACUUCUCGUCCACUAGGUUCUGAACUAGAUCGAUCAAAUUUUCAUUUAUUAAAGAGAUCAAGUUCCUCAGUCUCUGAGGAUACUGAUGAUCCAAGUACCACCCGUGCAACGAACAUCUCGAUGCCGAGUAAGAAGCGUGUCAAAAGAGAAGUAAAUUCACAAGAAAAAAAGAUCUCUUUCUCUCGUUCUACUCCAUGUUCAUUCGGAGAGUUCCUACCUCCAAGACCUGUUGCAGACAAGCUGGUCUCAGCUUGUUUUGAAGUGCUAAUGGUCGUUGCAAUUGAAAGUUCUAGCUUCCAGGGCGCCUACGAAGCGACAUUUAAUCGGAGAGACCAUCCCAUACGCCCAGAACAUGAUACUGGAUGGCUUUGUUGUCUAGCUUCCGUCUUCCUCCUGGGUGCGCAGUCUCUCAAGAGAAUCGAUCCUGUGAAGUACAACACCAUAGAACAGCAAUAUAUGAGAUUCAUGUGGCACAAUUUCCGCUCUCUCAUCACCACCCCGAAAUUGGCCAAUGUUCAGGCUUUGGUUCGGCUAGCUCUGCAUGAUUUGAGUGCAGGCAAGAGAAAUAAUACACUCACAUUGAUAUCUAUUGCGGCUCAGAUGGCCAUGUCCAUUGGACUGCAUCGAGAGGAGUUGAAUGCAGAAUUUCUCGCAGUCGAGCAGUCUGAAAGAAAAGCUACAUGGUGGUACAUCUACAAUACGGAAAUCUGCCUGUCUAAUAUACUCGGACGCCCAAGCUGCAUUCCGGAAAAAGAAACAUCAAUGAGUUUUUCCGACGAGAGUUGGGCAGAGCAGGGUCCGUUGCUGCCGGGGAUGAGACACUGUAUUUACAGACUGACAAGACUUUCUAAUGAGGUACGGACCACCGCCUACCCGGUUGGAGAAACACGCAGAGAAUGUUCAUCUUCGGAUGCGAGAAGACUUUUACGACAGCUGGACGCAUGGUAUGCGUCGUUGCCUCCUCACCUGCAACUGGAGUCUACCCUCCCGAUGACGCAUAAGAGAAUUGUGCUCCUUAUUAUAUUUAACUUUCUCUACAUGAAGUGCAUAGUCACCAGACCGUUCCUCAUCAGAAAGCUGGAAAACCACAUAGCGCGCUGGGAAAACCCCCGCGAUAUCUCUGAAAUGACAAAAGACGAACUGGCCUUAUCAGACAUCUGCAUCGAAUGCGCCUACACAUCCCUCGAAUGCUUAACAGCGCCGGAAUCAGGGCUCCUAGACGGUCCCCAAUGCUGCGAUCUUUCCCAAGUCUUCCACGCUGUCCUCAUCCUCAGCCUGGAUUUCCUCGCCAGACCGAAAGAUCACCCAGAUAGCUUAGAAGAUAAGAGAAGGAAAGAAAUGGUUGAAGGAAUUCUGCGUACGACUCCGCAGAUACACAUCAGGUCUCAUCAUGUCAUGAUGGGCCAAAUCGCCUUCCAAUUCGCCAACAUCGUAGGCAUUAUUGACGACCCACCACCACCACCGCCUCCUCUGCACGCCACGCAAACCCAACUACAAACCGACACUGCCCCAGUUACUGUCGAUACCAGCGGAUCUACUAGCAACAUACCCGGUAUAACGAAAUUCAGCACUGGAUGGUUCGAUAGCGAGAACUUCGAUAUGCCGUGGAACUCUUUUGAAAUGCCGAUGCAGGACUUGUCGAAUGUUAUGAUGGCGACGGACGGGCUGGGGGGGUUUGGGGAUCUGGAAGGCGAUGAGGUUGAGGGGUGGGGUGGAGUGGAAGGAAUGAUGGGGGGUGAUAGUAAUGAUAUUUGAGCCUACUAGAAGGAAGGGUUUUGUUUGUUUGGGCAACUUGAGCGGUGUUGGGGCUGGAUGUUGAAGAUUGGUGAUGAUAGGAGGGUGUUGGAUGUGUGUGGGCACUUGGUAUAAUUUUGAGUCCAGACAGUAGCAGUGAAUUAUGCCCCUCUACUUGUCGCCAUCCAUGAGUGUGCACUCAUUACCCAUAAAGGUUAUCUACAUCUAAAGGGUUUCCAUUCAAUGGAAACACUGGUCCUGGGAGACUCUCGCUGUAGC
Messenger RNA from Periconia digitata, 3615 nucleotides. NCBI's taxonomy places the organism in Eukaryota, Fungi, Ascomycota, Dothideomycetes, Pleosporales, Periconiaceae. The record is from the annotation of a GenBank genome assembly.